Dendrobium catenatum is the source of this 3153-nucleotide messenger RNA. RefSeq lists its product as uncharacterized. Lineage: Eukaryota; Viridiplantae; Streptophyta; Magnoliopsida; Asparagales; Orchidaceae. The record is from RefSeq and is a predicted model, not a curated record. The transcript has 6 exons. Gene Ontology annotation, molecular function: catalytic activity; nucleic acid binding; zinc ion binding. Bases 1 to 3153 code for a protein of 1050 amino acids.
AUGCCAUAUCUGCCCUUAAAGUGCUGGGAUGAAGUGAAUGUGGAACGUAUAGCUUCUUCCAUUGUUAAACCUUUGAUGAUGGAUGGAAAUAUGUUUCAAUGGGGGAAGAGAGAGUUUUCCAGAAUCUGUGUUAGGGCCAGAAUGGACCAGUAUCUUCCUCCAGGAACUUGGGUUGAAAUUAUCGCUGGAAAAUUCUAUCAAAGAUUUGAAUAUGAAAAGAUUUCUACUCUUUGCUAUGGAUGUGGUAUGGUGGGUCACCUCAAACAUGAUUGCAGAUUGAAGGCAUAUGGGAAUUCUGAAGAAAAACCAUUUACUGUGAAGAAACAAUGGGUGAAAAGGGAUGGAGCACAUGAUGAUUUGAUUGGGAAAAUUACUCCAGAUAAUGGAAAUAGUGACAAGGUGGAAGACUUUGUUGCUGAUACUCAUUUGGAGGAAGGAGAAAUUCUUGAUGAGGUGGGAAAUAAUUCUAGUGGAAGGGAUUCAAAAUUGGUGAUUAAUUCUGCUGAAGAGAUUGCUGGAUCGUCCGAGGAGCCAUCUAAGAUCAUUGGUAUGUUUCCUGCUGCUAUUAACCCUGUUGUUCCUGUUUGUUUAAAUAAAUUUGUUGUGUUGGAUGGGGUGGAAGAGGAUGGGAUGGAGGAUGCUUGUGUUAAAAAAGUAUCUAGUGGAAGUGGUAGUGCAGGGGUUAAUACUGUAUCUGGAAGACCUAUUACUGCUGAAGGUGAUAAGGGAUGUGAGGGAAUUUUGUUUGUUGGAAGGUUAGAAAAAGAAGCUGGUUCCAGUGGAGAUUUGGUGAAGCGUAAGCUUGCUAAAGAGCUUAGAGCUUUGGGACCAAUGAAAAUUAGCUCAGGAGGUAGAUGUGUGGAUGGUGGUUCAAAGAAGAAAGGGUUGCUUGAAACUACAAUUUCUUCUAUGGAGAAGGAUUUGUUUGUAAUAAUGAUGGAGCUUGGUUGGGAUUAUUUCAUUCUUCCUUCUGAAGGCCAUUCUGGUGGUAUUAUGGUACUGUGGAAGUCAGAUUUGGCAUCCUUUUCUGUUUUGAAAACUUCAGAUCAAUGUGUUAUUGGUGAUCUUAAUGUUUUCAAUAAAGGUGUUUGGAUGGUUUCUACUGUUUAUGCUAGCAAAGAGACAGUGAAGAGGAGGCAUCUUUGGGAGGUUGUUCAGGAGUCUUCCAAUAGAGAUAUUCCUUCUAUUGUUGGAGGGGAUUUUAAUUGUAUUUUGUCACAAGAGGAUAAGAAGGGUGGUAGGAGAUUUAAAACUAAUCAAGGCUCCUUGGACAUGAUGAAAUUCAUGAAUGAGAAUGAUUAUCAUGAAGUUGGUUUUGUGGGACCAAGGUAUACUUGGUGCAAUAAUAAGAGUGGUGGAGGGAGGAUUUUGGAAAGGCUUGAUAGGUGUAUUCUUAAUACCUUGGCCUUAAACAAAAUUCAAAUCACAGUGGUUAAACAUCUUGCUAGAGUUGCAUCGGACCAUUGUCCAAUUGUUCUUAAGAUGUUUGAGAUGUCUUGUAAAGGUAGAAGUGUCAUAAAGUUUGAAGAUACUUGGCUUUCUUUUAAGACUGCUGAGUAUAUUGUCUCUAGUAGGUGGAAGAGACCUUUUUUGGGGGAUGGCAUGGAGGUUCUUAAUAAAAAAUGUAAGAAGACAUUGAAAGACUUAUUUUAUUGGAGCAAGGCUAGAUUGAAGAACUUCUCUUUGGAGAAAGACAAAUUGAAACCUGAAAUUCUGGUUUUACAAGAUGAAGAAUCAAAGCUUGGAUGGCAAAGAGCUAAAGCUAAAUGGGUUAAAGAUGGUGAUGCAAAUACCAAAAUUUUCCAUUCUUUUACCAAUGCUAGGAGGAAUAACAAUUGGAUUUCUCAAGUAAAGGAUGCUAAUGGGGAGUUGUCAGAUGAUCCAGGAUCGAUUGAGGAGGAAUUCAUGAGAUUUUUUCAGGUGAAAUGGGAAUCUAGGUCCUGCAGCUUUACUGGAUGGCCAAAACCGUGGACUUCCUUGCUGAACAGUGAUAAGGAAAUGCAGAACAGAGAAUUGAAUGAAGCUGAAAUCAGUGAAGUUAUUUUGAAUUUGGGAAAUAACAGAGCUCCGGGCUUUGAUGGGAUUUCCUAUUCUUUUUUCAAAGCUUUUUGGAAGAUCAUUAGAGUGGAUGUAGUGCGGGCUGUACAACAAAAGGUGGAGAUUAUGCCCAGCUCUGAAGAACAAGCGGCUUUUGUGAAGGGUAGGUCUAUCUCUAAUCAUCUUCUUCUAGCUCAGGAAGUUUUCAAUAAGCUAAGGUUUUCUAAAGCAAGCAAUGGAUUCUUGGCAAUCAAGGUGGACAUGGAACAAGCAUAUGAUAGCAUGUGUUGGGCUACUUUGGAGAGAAUGUUGAUUGAAUUGGGUUUCCCUUCCAGGGGCAAUGAGGUGGGUAUUAGAAUGUCUACUAAUGCUCAGAAGAUUUCCCAUCUGUUGUUUGCAGAUGAUAUUUUGUUGAUUUUCGAAGCUAAAGGGAACAUUAUGAAGAAAGUGAGAAAGAUAUUGGAAGAUUGUUGUAAGUGGACUGGGCAAAAUAUUAAUUACCAUAAAUCUUCUUUGGUGUGUGGUAAUUUGGUGGACAGGAGGAUAAGAAGUCAGAUUUCCAGAUUCAUGGGUAUUAAGCUUGUUGAUGAGUUUGAGUAUUUGGGCAUUAAGUUGGCUUUGAGACAUUUAAGGAAGGCUGGUUUUCAGUGUUUAUUGGAUAAAUCCUGUAAAAAAAUCAAUGCUUGGGGAAACAGGUUUGUCUCCUUUGCUGGUAGGAUGGUUUUGGUUAAAUAUGUUUUUCUUUCCCUUCCGAUUUUUACCAUGACUCAUUCUCUUAUUCCAAUGAGUACUUUAUUGGAGUUUUAUAAGAUUUGUAGAGAUUUCAUAUGGAAUAAAUGUGAUGGAAAGAGAGGUCUUCAUUACUUGGCUUGGGAUCAUGUUUGUAAGCCGAAAGAGUAUGGAGGUUGGGGUGUUCAAUCAGCUGUGGAAAGAAGGGAUGCUAUGAGAGCUAAAUUUUCUUGGAAGUUGAUUCAUAAUCCUGAUUCUUUGUUAAGCAGACAACUCAAUGCUAAGUAUGGGGAAAGUUGGUGGAAUUAUCGGCUGUAUGGAAGGAGUUCCAGCACAUGGAAGAUCCUGUUUUCAAGGUGGAAUGCUACCAGGGAACUUGUUAGAUAG